This is a messenger RNA of Paramecium pentaurelia, 1586 nucleotides long. NCBI's taxonomy places the organism in Eukaryota, Ciliophora, Oligohymenophorea, Peniculida, Parameciidae. The record is from the annotation of a GenBank genome assembly.
UAUGUAAUCCUGGUAAACUUGUGCUUUAUCUGGAGAGUUAAUAGAAACUCCAGUAAUAUCUAAAGUGAGCGGACAUAUUUAUGAAAAGAGAUUAAUAGAAAAACACAUAGAAAGCACAGGCACAUGUCCAAUAACAGGAAGACCAUUAAAUAUUGAAGAUUUGAUUGAAGUAUAAUAAUAAUAAAUGACUAUUAUAGGUGAAAGUGUCAAGAGUUUAGAAACCAAGACCAGUAACAGCAACAUCAAUACCAUCCUUAUUGUCAUUAUUAUAAAAUGAAUGGGAUGCAUUAUUAUUGGAAUAAUUUUAAUUAAAAUAGCAUUUAGAAUAAGUUAGACAUGAAUUGACACAUGCAUUAUAUUAACAUGAUGCAGCUUGUCGUGUGAUUGCUAAAUUAAUUAAAGAAAGAGAUUAAGCUAGAAUAGAAUUGGCAUAAUUAUAGCACAAAUUAAAUCAUAAAAUCGAAGUAGAAGCAAAUAAUGCUCCUGAAAAGUUAUCAUCAAAUUAUAUUGCUGAAAUAGAAGAAAAUGCACUUAAAUUAACAAAUUAAAGAAAGGUCUAAAGAAAAUAGCAAUCAUAUUUUGACUAAUUCCCAGGUCCUGAAGUAAAAGAUCCUAAUUAUCUAGAUUCUCUCAAAUUAUGAUGUAAAACAAUAGUACUAAUAAACUUAAGGAGGAACAUCCUUGGAUACAUAAGGCAAUUAUGUAUUAGUAGGUGGAUAGGCAGGAUAGAUUUUAUUGUAUUCUCAUGAAAAUUUAGUUUAUUAAACUUAAGAACACACAUAGAAUAUUACUUCAGUGAAUUUCUUUACUUUUGAUGAGCAUCUUAGAUUUAUUUCAUCUUCAUAAGAUGGAAACCUCAAUAUUUAUUAAUUUAACUCUCAAACAUAAUAAGGUUAAGUUACUUAGACAAUUAAUAUUGGUUAAAGUAUUACAGGAGUGGCAAUCCAUCCAUUAGGAUAUAUUGCUAUUAUAGUAACAAAUAAUGGAUUAUUGGCAUAUUAUAAUUUAAAAAAUGGAUAACAAUUGAGUAGAGUAACUGAUUUUGAAGGAUAAUGUCAAUUUACAUCUGUAUCUCUUCAUCCUGAUGGUUUGUUAUUGGCUAUUGGGUAGACAGAUUCCUAAAUUAAGGUUUGGAAUAUAGUAAAAAAUCAGUUGUUAGCUUAAUUUGAAGGAUAAGAUGUAAUAUAUUAAGUAUAAUAAUAUAGGGAGCAGUCACAAGUUUAUCAUUUUCUGAAAGUGGAGCUAAUUUAGCUUCAAGUAGCAAUAGUGAAGUAAAUGAAUGGGAUUUAAGACGUCCUGGUUAAUUCUAAAAGAUUUAUCAAGGCUAAAAGAUAGGUAGGUUAUGAGAUUAAAUUUUAGGUGCAAUAUAAUAUGAUCCAUCUGGAUAAUUUUUAGCUAUUGGCAGUAACAAAACUAUUCAUUUUUUUGAUGUUAAGAAAAAAUAAGAAUUCUAUAAAAUUGAAAGUCAUAGAGAUCUUGUCACUAGUAUUAGGUAAAUAAUUUUAUUUAAUUUAGAUUUGGACAAUUAAGCAAAUAUAUAUAUAGUUGCAGUGUUGAUAAAUUAGUAAAUAUCUAUGGUAACUGAG